AUGCCUCCCAAAGGAUCGCGCGUCGUCCACCACGACAAUGACUCGAGAUCGGACGGCUCGAGUUCGAAGACCAAUCACAACACAGCGAAGAACAAGCGCCCGAACGGCACGAGCAACCUUCGUGAUGCGAAGAGCGUGAACGACACAACUGCGGCACAAAAUGCCUCGUCUAGCAAUGGCUUCACGUGGGCUCAGGAAGACCUGUCCCUCUUACAGCAAUACCGCGCCGCACAUCGCAUGGAAACGCCUUCAGCAUUCAAUUCGAUACGCAAUCAGUUUUUGCUUAGCAACCCGGGUAUCGGUAGACAGUCACCGACCAUGGCAAGGCGCAAAGCAAAGAGGAAGGUACCCAAGGAACAACUCGCCAUGGCAGUCAGGAAAAACUUCAACGAUGCAGCUGUCAAUGAGAUUGACGUUAUGGUCGAUCUGCUGUACAAAGUGCGCAACCAGGACAAGGCGUUCCGUCUUCGAUCGGCACCUAGCAGAAGUAACAAGUGA
Molecule: messenger RNA, 498 nt
Organism: Aureobasidium melanogenum CBS 110374
Lineage: Eukaryota; Fungi; Ascomycota; Dothideomycetes; Dothideales; Saccotheciaceae
Exons: 3
Coding region: 1-498 (165 amino acids)
Source: RefSeq, a predicted model, not a curated record